AUGCCUGCUACCACUAUCAGCAACAAGAUGUCACUACACAAACCACUCACGAUCAGCUUUCUCGAUCUACCAGUGGAGGUUAGAUACAUCAUCUAUCACCUGUUGUGCGGCAACCGCAAGAAGUUUCCCACCCAUCUCGGCCUUCUCAGUCCUACAUGGAAAAGCCCUCAGGUACCUGCCGCCCUGAUGAACACCUGCAGCUCAAUCGCAGCUGAACUCAUGCCACUCUACUUCGGUUCUUGCCUCUUCGUGCUCGAUACCACUGGCAACCAUCCCCUGCGUCAAGCAGCAUUCCAAUGGCUGGAGAAAGUUGGCGAACGCAGCAGUGCCCACUUCCGUCGCCUGCGCGUCAAGCACAGCAUCGUGCCCGGCUACGACUAUGAGAUCGAGAUCACCGUCGCCGACAACAACGAGAUCACUAUCAAGGAACUGAACGGAGGAAUUGAGGCCCAGGGCGUGUACCUUGCCCAUCGACGCCACCUUGACCACUGCGUCCAGCUUGGUGUCACGAUGGUAGAGGAUCUCAAGACAACACUCACGGAGCGCGUCAACUCCAGGAGUUAUGGUGGUUUGGGCGCGGCAGAGUUCGAACUUAUCUUGGAACGUAUCGACUUCCAUCUGUCAUGGCUCAAGAAAGCCCACGAGAGAAAGCACCACAGCAACAGACGCCAGAGCUACUUCUCGUAA
Molecule: messenger RNA, 687 nt
Organism: Aureobasidium namibiae CBS 147.97
Lineage: Eukaryota; Fungi; Ascomycota; Dothideomycetes; Dothideales; Saccotheciaceae
Exons: 1
Coding region: 1-687 (228 amino acids)
Source: RefSeq, a predicted model, not a curated record